GUCAGAUUGAAAGUGACUUUGGUUUUGGGUCCAAAAAAGAUUGAAAGAUCCUAUAAAAAAAAAAAAAAAAAAAAAAUGAAAGUGACCUUCAUACAUUUAUAUUUCUCUGUGAAAUUUCAUAAAAUCAAAAUCCAGUUCGGCAGUUCACCUUCCAAUUCGUACGGUUAGAGGAAAAACCCGAACUUUCUCUUCCUACACAAACCCCACUGUGGUUGAACUAUAUUUUAUUUUUUUCACAGCUACCCAUUUGUUUUUUGAGCAAUUGGAAGCCCAAUUCUUGCCGAUCCAGAUUGGGUCUUGCAAAAACUGUAUCUGGGUUCUUGAAUUUCAGGCUUUGAUUUCUUGAUUGCAAGUGUUGAAGUGGAGAAAACCCAGAAAAAUAUUGAGUGGGAAAGUUUGACAUUGUUCUUUUUGAACUUUGAAGACAAUCUUUGUAAUUUUAUGAUUGGUUGCUGGAAAUGAUGGGGUAUGGGUUUUGACUCUUGAUUAAUAAAAGCCAGCGUUGAACUUCUAGGAAAUGAGUAGGUCUCCUUCCUUUUCAGUGAAGACAGAACUUAGUCCAAAGCUUGACCCUGCAUCUUUGCGGCAAUGGGUUGUGGCCUUUUGUAUUAUUAGAUUUGAUCUUGAACAGGGUCAGCUCAUUGAAGAGUGUUACCCACCUGGCUGUCUUACAAAAGAUGAGGAACUUGAAAUCGCUUUUAGUUCGUUCCCAGAUUCCGUUUCCCAGCACCAGAACCGUUCAAGUAUUCAUGAUUGUAUCUUCUUUUUCCGGUUUCGAAGGCAGAAUGAUUCUCAAUCUGUCCUUGUCUCUUCCUCGGAGAUAACUGAAGUUGAUAAGGAGUUGUCUCCAAAGUCCACAGACAAAAGAAAUCUGACAAGAUCCAAUACUCGCAAGAAUAACAAAGAUUCAAGACACAUGUAUGGUUAUGUUUUUAAUAGACAGAGACAUGAUGAGAGGCUAAAGCGAGGUGGUGAGCAGAAGUCUGUGGUAAUUUUGUCUCUCAGUCCUUAUUCCAGUGUGUUUAGACCUUUGUUACAAAUCAUGGGUCCAUUGUAUUUUGACAUAGGAAAAAAAGCUCUUGAGCAUAUUGCUGCUUUUGUUUCAAUGUGGCCUGCGCCUAAACCUGGUAAACUAAUGGAUCUCCCUAUAGGGAAUGCAAUGCUUAAAGUGAACUUGCCACCUGCUCAUAGCUUGCCGUCAGAAAGUGGAAUGUUGUUUGAAGAGUCUGCUUACUCUAUGGCUCCUUUUCUUCCCAAUAAUCAGUCAGUACCGCAGGGUCUUUUCCAUGAUUCAGAUCUUUUUGGUACAUUCCGGGGGCUUCUAUUGCAGCUCUGGGUGUUGUGGGAAUUAUUACUGAUAGGUGAGCCUAUUCUUGUAAUUGCACCAACACCUCCCCAGUGUUGUGAGGCUGUUGCCAGUCUUGUGAGUUUGGUUGCACCACUACUUUAUAGUGUUGAUUUUAGGCCUUACUUUACAAUUCAUGACCCUGAGUUUGCCCACUUGAACUCACUUCAAGAAGGAGACACAUUUCCUCCAAUUGUUUUGGGUGUGACAAACCUUUUUUUCCUUAAAGCUCUCCGUAAGAUCCCCCACAUUGUUUCAGUUGGAAGCCCAGCUCCCAACUCAAACCGGCUUGCCUUCACAACGAGAUCUUCUAGUGGAAAAUUUUCUGCUAGAUCAGAAGCAUUUGGUCUUCAACAGCUUUCCUUGAAGAAGUUUUCUCCUUCAAACUUGUUAAGUGCUGUGAAGUUGAAAAGAGAUGGUCCUCUUUGUCUCAUGACAGAACAUAAGGAAGCCAUCUGGACCACUUAUGGUGCAAUAAUGAAGCCGGACACUUCUAUCUUAAAUAGGCUUAUAGAUGCUGGGAUGUCACCUAGGGUUGAGGAGUCAAUGUCAGUUGUUAACAACGAGAUAUUGCGGCGGCAUUUCUUGGAGCUCACUACCAAUUUUUUGGCUCCAUUUGGUCCAUAUUUUAGGACUAAGACACCUUCAGAAAGUUCUUCUCCAUUUGUUGACCCUCCCCCUCUCCCUUCAUUUAAUGCUGAUGAAUUUCUUGCAAGUUUGUCAGCAAGAGGUCCAGGGAAGUUCUUAUCAAAGAGAAUGAAGUCUAACUGGCUGGACUUGUACAGGCGUUUUCUUAGAGGACCCAACUUUAUGCCAUGGUUUCAAAGAAGGCGUGCUGUUGCUGAACAAGAACAGCAUAAACUGUGGAGGCAGGCAAGGAUGAACACUGACAUACAGCAGUUUAUUUCUAAAAGGUCUGAGUUGGAAAUUGUAGAUUCCUUCAAUGCCAUUGAGAGGCAUUUUCUUGAAGAAAUACAGCUGCAGGAAUCAGGAAGUGCUAGUGCAGAGUCUGUAUUAACUCGUCAGAAACUGAAGGGAGACCUGCAGGCAGUUUUCAAUGUGCUUCCUAAGGACAUGCAGCAGCUUCUUCUAUUAAACCCAAAAAGAGCAUCUCUUCUUCAAGGAAGUCCCGAAACGACAAAACUUCCUGGGCACCCAUCAGUACAAGUUGGGGUUGUGUCUUCCACAUUGCCCAGAUAAUAAAUAGCCUGGCUAGGAAACAUAUUGUGUAUGGUACAGAAGGUGUUCUCAUUUUGCUGAAGGACAGCAAAUGUUGAUUAUUUUUCAGCUUCCUCUGUUAUCAGACUGGGAGUUCUCUGACUUAGGGCACAACUGAUUAUGAGGUGAACAAGAAUUUCAAAACUGCUACUGAAUCACCUGUGCCCCAAGCACACUUGAAAUAAUUGGAACCCUACAAACAAAUUCGAUAUUUCAAAAUUUGUGGGGAUUGGUGUUUGCCUUUUUAAUGGAAGUUGAAGAUUUAUGUUGCUUUCAUUUGUGGGAUCAACUGUAGGCUAGAAGCGUGUAGAGUAACUCACGGAAGAGCACUCACUUGUAGUUUUUAUAAUCUCAAAAAUGUUUUCAAUCUAUACGGUGGGGCGUAUCUUUCAUGAAUAUCAAGGAUCGAGCUAUGUAAUGCGAUUGUUAGCACUAAACAGUUUCUGCAAAAUGAAGUGUUUUUUGCAA
This is a messenger RNA of Quercus robur (English oak), 3031 nucleotides long. RefSeq lists its product as uncharacterized. Gene Ontology annotation, molecular function: guanyl-nucleotide exchange factor activity. Gene Ontology annotation, cellular component: recycling endosome. The transcript has 5 exons. Bases 518 to 2545 code for a protein of 675 amino acids. The record is from RefSeq and is a predicted model, not a curated record. Lineage: Eukaryota; Viridiplantae; Streptophyta; Magnoliopsida; Fagales; Fagaceae.